AAUGCCAAAUGUAGCGUUUUUAUUUAUUUAUUUAUUUAUUUAGAUUUUUUUUUCUCUUCAAUUGACGGCGGGUGGAAGUCAAUGGCGUUUAGGCGAUUCUCUUGGGUUUUCAUCGAGCAUUUGGUAUGACGCCUGGCCAUUUCACAAUGGCGGCGGUGGUGACGUGGCAACGGACAACGCCCUGAGAACUCUGUAGUCUCUCUGGUGUACUCAUAAAUUAUUUGAAUCUCUUUAUUUUUUUUUUCCCCCUUAUCGGAACGGUCUCUGAGGGUGAGAUUGUCACGAUAACUCGGUAAUUCCAAUGUCGCAGAUAUUCACGAAUAAUUUAUUGGUUGUACUGCGCAGUUGCUAGUUGCGGUAUAUCGCAAAAGUGGUAUACGUCACGGCGUGAUUACAGACAGUGAGAUCCUCUAACCGUGUCCCCUGCGACAACGUCCGUGGGCCAAUUGCCAACGGUUUUCCCCCAGAACACCCAAAUAACGGUACGAUAAUUAAUCCCGUUACAAUAAAAAUUAAACAAUCAGAGACCAACGAACGAGUGAGUGCACAAAUAACCGGAUAAACCAAAUAUUUCGUGUUUAAUGUACCACAUCGAGUGUUUAACGUGUGUUACAACCGGUAUUAUCACUUGUUUCGUACUCCACUUUCUCCCGUAAUAAGUAGAAAGGAGCAUAGAAGAAAGAGAAAAAAUGAAUUUCUCGCCUUUCCAAGGCUUCACCACAGGUUCCCUGCCAACGGGGACAGUGCACCCAUUUGCCACAGCAAAGUUUGCCCAGAAUUUGACCACAGGGGGUCAAGUUGUUGGGGUGCUGUCGGGUGGUGAAGGGGGUGUUCACUAUCUGAGGCCAGUCGAUCCUAAUGGAUUUGCGGUGGCAACCCAGGGUGGCAACAAUCAGCAGCAACAAAUCAUAACUUUACCAAUAACAGUGCCUGGGAAAGAUGGUACACAGCAACAGCAAACCGUCCAGAUACAGGUGGUCAAUCCAGCUGUAUCACAGAGUGGCAACAGUGGGGAUCAGCCCAAGUAUCAUCUAGCCCCGAUAUCGCUGGGACAAUUUCCCCAGGGUGCUGCCACAGUACUGACGGUUGCCUAUAGCCAACAGGGGGCUGAUGGGGUACAGAUACAGGUGCAACCACAGAAUACUGUUGCCACUACGCAAACGUCGGAGCAAACAACGCAGAGUACAUCAACAGCAGUGACGAGUACAGCCCAGCAAACAAUUCCCCAAACAGUCCAGUUGCCGGGUGCCCCAGAAGGUUUGACAGUUGUGGCGCAGAUUCCUCAGGAGUUGAUCCUACGCGAGGGUAUGGAGGACUCGAAAGAGGACAUAAAAGAAGGUACAACGCCAGUGGCUUUGAUAAAACGAGGUACCGUGAAGAGUCAGGGUGCCCAGAGCAGCGAAGAAUUUAUAACGUCAAUGCCAGCUACCUGGCAGAGUCUGGCAGCCCCUGGUUCAACAGUCGCUGACUAUCUCGCUCGAAUUCCCGCCAAUACUCUACCCCUCUCCCUCCAUCACUUCCUAAAGUUCUCAGCUGAAACAAUAAAACGAGAAUCAACGAUAGAGUCGAGUCCUCUGGGUGCAGAUGGUAUCGAUGCCUCUGCCAGUACAGCAUCAGAGCAGACAGUCCAGAUAACAGUUGGUAGUGGUGAAACAGAGAUAAUACCAGACGUACCUGAGGAGCAGGAGCCAGGUACAAAGCCCAAGAGAAAAAAGAAAUACAAGAAGAAACCACCAAAACCCAAGAAGCCCAAGCCAGGACAGGUAUCGAUAGUAACAGCCCUAGAUGGUACAACUCUAUUCUGCUGUCCCCAGUGCAACAUGGCAUACCCUGAGAAAGAGCUCCUAGAGCAGCACCUCAUUGGCCACAAGAUCGAGCGAAGAUUCAUCUGCGAUAUCUGCGGUGCGGGAUUGAAGCGAAAAGAGCACCUGGAGAGGCACAAGCUGGGGCACAAUCCAGACAGGCCAUUCAUCUGUUCAGUCUGUAUGAAGGGCUUCAAGAGAAAAGAACACUUGAAUCUGCACUUUGUCAUUCACUCGGGUCAGAAGACAGAGGUGUGCACCGAGUGUGGCAAGGCAUUUUAUCGAAAGGAUCAUCUGCGUAAACACGCAAGAUCGCAUCUUGCUAAACGAGCUAAAGAGGAUCCACUGGCUGCAGUGGACUCCCAGACCCAGGGACAGCAGACAGAUGGCUCGCAAGGACAGAGUCAGGAGAUGCAGCAGAAUUCAGUGCCUGAGCUGCAGCAGAUUCAGAUUCAGGUGGGACAGGGCUCGCAGGCGCAAAUUCAUCAGAUUGCUGUUACCGAACAGUCGACCGUUGUACUUCCCACUGCUGCUGAGACUGGGGCAAUGGCUAUGCUCCAUCAACAGCAGCAUUAGCGGCAAUCCACCGUUCCAGGAACGUCUGGACGGUUCUUUCGGUUUAAUCAUCAACGGGCCAAGGGGAGGACUGCGUAGGUCUCGAGUUUACUGUUUUUUUUUUCUUUUUCUCCUUUUUAGAUGACACUGAGGGGAUUUUUUCUGCCAAGGAAAUGUAUUCGAGACGACCAUCAAUGUCCAUGUAAAUCAACCUUUAAAUUUUUUGUCUCGAACGCAUUUACUUGGCAACUCGUUGGGAAUGACUUUUUUUUUUAUCAGGGAUCUGGGCAGCUCUCUCCAAUCAAUAUGUUUAUGAACAAAUUAUGUAUCGAGGAGAACUGGAGGAGUUGUUAUAUUUGGGAGGCAGUGGUGGGGCCCUUUGACAGUUGUUUGGGUAGUCUUACGAUUUUUCCAUAUCUUUAUUCGGUUGAACGGUUUUUCAUUUAUGACGCACGCGUUCUAGUGUGCGUUUUACAGACUGACGGGUGCACUUUUGGAGUUGGGCCUGCCGAGGGAUUCUGUUUACAAUUUUUUAGUUGUGGAUGGGCUCUAUUUAGAUCUUUUUUUUUGGUCGUUGGAGAGGGAACGGGGGGGACGAGUGUGUUGGGCUAUUUCCUAGAGCUUAUCGUGAGUUUGUGCAAUUACGGGUUCAACUUUUUUUUGCCACGAAUUCGUAAUUGAUCCUGCUAACAGUAAAUAUUUGGAGAUGUUGAGAGGUUGGUGUUUGUUACCGAUUUUAUAUAAUUAUUUAGCACUUCGUUAUGGAUAUCAUUUAAGGAUAAUGAUGAAUUAAUAACAGUUGAUGUCAAUUUUUGAAGUUCUUUUUACGAAUAUUUCACAGAGGUAAACAAUUGGCUUUACAUAUCUCGAAAUUCUCUCUAUAAUUAUGACUCACAGUUUAUUGUUAUUUAUUUACUUAUUGGAGCAAUCAUCAAUCAUGCCCAGUGUAAAAAAAAAAAAGCUCGGAAGGAAAAGAUAAAUCAUGCCGAUGACUGAUAAAAGAACCUCUCCAAAAUGCCAAUUUUCCUCCUUAAAAAUGACAACUUGAAAGCAUCACCAUUGACACGAUAAAACGACUACAGCCCCACCCCCAAAAGUGCACACCGUCCCAAUUCUGGAAUUGCCCGAAACCACAAGGAAACCUCAUGUUACAAAAAAUAAAAAGAAAAAAUAAUACGGCGCUGCGCGAAGCAAACAAAAGAAUUGUAUUUAUGCAUUAUAGAAACCUGAAAUCCAUCUAUCCCUUCUUUUUUAUUUAAAAAAAUAGAGAAACACUUUAAGGCAGUGGGUAUAGCUGUACGAAAUUAAAUCUAAACAAUGAAAAAUAAAAAUCAUAGUUAUUUUA
Messenger RNA from Fopius arisanus, 3702 nucleotides. Its product is annotated as zinc finger protein 398. Gene Ontology annotation, molecular function: DNA-binding transcription factor activity, RNA polymerase II-specific; RNA polymerase II cis-regulatory region sequence-specific DNA binding. The record is from RefSeq and is a predicted model, not a curated record. The coding region runs from base 690 to 2378 and encodes 562 amino acids. Lineage: Eukaryota; Metazoa; Arthropoda; Insecta; Hymenoptera; Braconidae. The transcript has 3 exons. Gene Ontology annotation, biological process: regulation of transcription by RNA polymerase II.